AUGUUCACGGCCUCCCCGGCCUAUCUGUUGGGAGGGGUCUCGUUGCUGUCAACCGUCAUAGUCACCAUCGUUAAUGGCGUGUGCUAUGGGUUUUCGAGAGCUUCAAUGCCGCAUACUUCUUUGACUGAUGCAGUCACCGUUAGUUUCAGCAUUAUUAGUUGUUCUGUGAUCAUUUUCUUAAUAUUGAUCUUGGCGAACGAAUUGAAAACCAAUUCCAGGACACCACGGAAAGGCUGGAAAGCAACAACCUACAUUACGGGGAUUGGGUAUCUCGUCAUAGCGACUGGGGUAACGGCCGGGACUAUAGCAUGGAGCACAAUGCAAUCUGUGGUCGAGACAAAGCAAUCAGAUACUUCUAUACCCCGGCAGCCGCUGUUGGUUGCUCGCUGUGCCUUAUGGGCUAUCUCCGUCCUCACUCAAGGAAUGUUAUGCGGAGUCCUCUUGAUGACUAUGACUAAACAUGACAACCGUCAUAAGCAAUGGCCAACAUUGGUCUCAUACGAGCUCAAUACAUUGACUCCGAGUCGGCCAGGAUCGAUACGCAAAGAAAUAUCCCAUGCAGCCUCGUCCAUGGUCGAAUCGCAACGUCCCUCCGUUGACACUACGCCUCAUAAUCCAUCAUCACCUUCGCGCGCGACAUCUCGAGGCUCAACCCGAUAUUCCGGCAGGACAUUGGCCCAGUCAGACUCCAAGCGCAAUUCGCUUGACUUAAACCCAGCGCUCGUUUCCUAUCCUGAGAGCGCAACAACGCGCACCAGAGGGGACCGCAGCCAAGAAGACCAGGGCCGAUCACCACAUCUCCAACGACACAGUUCACAAAUCAAACGGUCUCUCGACAGUGUAAUGCUGCGCCCUUCGUCCACCAUAUCAUCCUCCACAGCCCAGUCGGAUGCCACCACCAGACCUCCCAAACUGAAACUGCCUGACGAAAGCAAUAUCCACCCGCUGUUCCGCUCUUCUACACGCUCUCCUCCACCGACUACUACACCAAGCACGAUGGUCCUCGCAUCUCCAGAGGCGGGUCAGACUAUUACCGUGAAGGCACUGCACAGAAUGAGGUCAACGCGCUCAGUUGGGCCGCCACCUACGCCUCGGGGUAGGUCUCCUUUAUUUGAACAAACGGACCACCUUUUUGAGGAUAUAGAGCAGAGACCGGCGUCAAUUUUGGGUUGUAGUAAUAGUCGGCUCGGUACAUAA
Molecule: messenger RNA, 1197 nt
Organism: Aspergillus versicolor CBS 583.65
Lineage: Eukaryota; Fungi; Ascomycota; Eurotiomycetes; Eurotiales; Aspergillaceae
Exons: 1
Coding region: 1-1197 (398 amino acids)
Source: RefSeq, a predicted model, not a curated record